This is a messenger RNA of Helianthus annuus (common sunflower), 2046 nucleotides long. RefSeq lists its product as uncharacterized. The coding region runs from base 1 to 2046 and encodes 681 amino acids. The transcript has a single exon. The record is from RefSeq and is a predicted model, not a curated record. NCBI's taxonomy places the organism in Eukaryota, Viridiplantae, Streptophyta, Magnoliopsida, Asterales, Asteraceae.
AUGCCGGUAGCACCGGGUAAUGUGGAACGUUCGUUUGAAGCAAAACCACAUAUUCUGAACAUGCUACCUACCUUUCACGGGAAAGGUACUGAGGAGCCAUAUGCACACAUAGCAGAUUUUGAGGCAGUUUGUGGUAUGAUUGCUGGACACGGGUUCAUGCCAGAUCAGGUUAAGUUGGUAUUAUUUCAGUUUUCAUUAAAGGAUGCUGCAAGGGAUUGGUUUACAUCGUUGCCAUAUGCUAGUAUUUAUACAUGGCAAGAGCUGCAGCAACAAUUUUUGGAUGAAUAUUAUACCCCGCAAAGAACCAAAACGGGGAGAUUAGCAAUUAGAGAGUUCCAACAAUUACCGGGUGAGCUUCUUUACGAGUCUUGGAAAGGGUUCAAUCAAUUGAUCCGUAAUUGUCCUCACCACGGUAUUCAAAGAUGGGAGUUGAUUACCGCAUUCCAUGAUGGGAUUUCAAAUGAGGAUAGACGGGAUAUUAAGGCUAUCACUGGGGGUGCCUUUUUGAAAAAUCAUGUGGAUGUAGAUUGGGAUUACUUGGAUAUUGUUGCAGCAGAUUCAAAGAGGCAAGCACAGUCGGAUAGGAAUAAAAAGUAUCCAAUUGUGGCACCAUCAAGUGCAGGAGCCUCUAAUGCAAGGGUUGCUCAACUAGAGAGAGAAAAGGAGGCGUUGGAACGCCAGUUAGCGAAGUUUAAGGGUCUUGGCGCACGGGAUGCAUUGCAUGCGGCACAAACCUUUCCGGUUUGUGAUUCAUGUGGAGAGUUGGGUCACACUUUGGAUGUAUGCCCGGUUCAGUUUGUAGCGGCUGAGGAGGACGUGAACAUGGUGUAUGGGGAGCAAAAGAGUUAUGAUAUGAAUUCUAACACAUAUCAUCCAGGUUUGCGUAAUCAUCCCAAUUUUAGGUACAGUAAUACUUCUAAUCAGUUGAAUCCGACUUUUCAGGUACCAAAUCAAGGGAACCAGCAAUAUCAAAACCGGCAGCCGAAUUAUAAUAAAAAUUACAACCAAGGAGGCUAUAACCCGGGAAAUCAAAGGACCUACCAACAAAACCAAGAUCAAAGCAAAUCCAACAAUCAAAGCGAAGUUUCCAAUAGCGAGGUGAUGGAAAUGCUGAAACAAAUCAAGAAGGAUCAAGAAUUGCAAGCUAAAGCAUAUCAAUCCUUAGAAAAGCAAGUUGCUCAGUUGGCGGUUGAUGUGAAGGAGGUGAGAAGAGAUCCAGGGAAGUUACCGAGUGACACAACGAAGAAUCCGCAACAUCACGCAAGAGUUAAUUCGGUAAGUACCGUUCCUAAUUCUGACACUGUUAAUACAGAUCUUACUUUUUCUUCCCAAGUAGUUACAGGUAUAAGUGAUGGAAGUGAAGAAAGUGAAUUAGGAGCGCCGCACGUACCUAUUAAGGUAGGGAAGCUGAAAAUCCACAAGGCGUUGUUGGAUUAUGGGGCGAGCAAAAAUAUUCUGCCCGGCAGUUUAUUUGAUCAGUACGAAUUUGGUCCGUUGCAUGAGUUUAAUAGGAAGGUAAUACUGGCGGACGAUACUUGGAAACAACCGCGUGGGGUUGUUAAGGAUGUGAAGAUCCAGUUAGGUGAAUUUUACUAUUCGGUAGAUUUCUUGGUGUUGGAUUAUGCACCAACGAGGACGAAUGAGCAACAAAAGGUAAUAUUGGGACGUCCUUUCUUGCACACUGUCAAUGCUCAAAUCAACUGCAGAGAGGGAUUGAUUAUGAUGAGUUUUGAAAAUCGUAAGUUGAUUUUUAAUGUUUAUUCCAAAUCUAUUACUUACGAAAUUAUUAAUUCAGAUGAAGCAGUUGCUACUGAUGAGAUUGGUAUUAAAUGUGACAGGUCUAGACAUGUGAUAAACGAAGAAACUGUGAGAAAGGCGAAUGUGAAGAAGAAAGGAAAAAUGGGUAAACCACCCGAUGGUGGAAACACAUGGAGAGAGGAGGCUAAGGUUGAACUUAAUGCGCGUGAUUAUGCAAACUUUCCAGACUGUGCGAAGCUAGGUGAGUUGGAGAAGUCUGGAAGGAAACAUAUCUUUGAACCACCUUGA